AUGGCAGAUUGUGGCUGUGGAGCCAAAUGUGUCAAGUAUUCUGAUGCCAGUCAUUGCACAAGGUGUUGCACGGGAUCACUGAAGCGUUCUCUUAACACAUGGAAGGAUAAGACCAUAACACGCGGUCAUCGCUUCCUAUUACCUAAAGCAGAAUCUUCUAUCUACCGUACCCCCAUGUGGCUACAAAAUAAUCCUAGUCCACGAGCAGUUAAGCGAAAAUCGGAAUCAUCAUCUAGACGUCUACUCAGAGAUUUGAAUGAGAUUGUCGCAGCACUGGACGAAAGAGACAACUUCUUAAGGAGUUGA
Messenger RNA from Auanema sp. JU1783, 306 nucleotides. The record is from the annotation of a GenBank genome assembly. Lineage: Eukaryota; Metazoa; Nematoda; Chromadorea; Rhabditida; Rhabditidae.